AGAAUUUGCGUUGUAUAAUUGACCAUGAGAAAAUCAAAAUUAUACUAAAAUGAUGAUAUUGAGGUCAAUUGCCACAACUACCACCGCCAUUGCAGCCACAGCUCUGCCUGCUGCUUACAUCGCUUCUUCCCUUUCUUCUUCUUCUUCUUCUUCUUCUCCUUCUCCGAUCUUCAAACCUUUCGACUUUCGCUUUCUCUUUCCUCAAUCAAUUCUGAGUUCCGGCGUUGGUACUAGAUUGGGACUUGCCAAGAAUUUUAUCUCUCCACCUUCUGCUCUUCAAAUGGAGGAUGCCAAAUCUUCUCAUGAAAAUAUGAAUUUGCCGGACUUAAUGACAGAGUUCAUGGUGGAUAUGAAGUGUGAAGACUGUGUUAGUGCUGUCAAGAGUAAACUAGAGAGUUUGGAAGGUAUUAAGAGUGUUGAUGUAGACUUGAGCAAUCAAGUUGUUAGAAUUCUUGGUUCUUCACCUGUGAAAACCAUGGAAAAUGCUUUGGAGAAAACCGGCCGUAAAGCUCGAUUGAUUGGUCAAGGUUUACCUGAAGAUUUCCUUGUUUCUGCAGCUGUCGCUGAAUUUAAAGGCCCAGAUAUCUUCGGAGUAGUUCGUCUAGCCCAGACACAUAUGGAGUUGGCUAGAAUCGAGGCAAAUUUCAGUGGGUUGCGUCCGGGGAAGCAUGGCUGGUCAAUAAAUGAGUUUGGUGAUCUUACUAGAGGUCCAGCUAGUACAGGGAAGGUUUACAAUCCACCCAUUGAAGGAAGUGGAACUGAGGCCCUGGGUGAUCUGGGAACACUAGAAGUUGAUGAGAAAGGCGAAAGUUACUAUUCAGGAACCAAGAAGAUGUUGAGGAUUGUUGAUUUAAUCGGCCGGUCCAUUGUUCUAUAUUCAUCAGAGGACAAGUCUGAUCCUGGCCUUGCAGCUGCAGUGAUCGCUAGGAGUGCAGGAGUAGGUGAGAACUAUAAGAAGCUUUGCACAUGCGACGGAACUACCAUAUGGGAAGCAAAACCUGAUUUUGUAAGCAAAGUCUAAUUAAAAAUUGCUGUGAGAGACGGUCUCUCCGGGAGACGUAUUAGAUAUAUGAGCUAAAUAGCCCAAUUAAUACAAAUUAAAGAGAAAAAUAAGAAUGUGGGCCUUUUGUUUUGAGGUCGUCUCUUUGAGAGACGAUCUCUCACAAGAGUAGCUGCUAAUUACAAAGGAGAGAAUUUGACAUAGGAAUUACAGAUUUUGGUUAUUUAUUGGAUUUCAUCGAAAGAGAUUAAUAAUAUAGAAGCAAUCCCUUUACAAUUUUGUUCCGUUUUACGAUGAAUCUUGUGUUGUCCGGUUUUCAAUUAUAAUGGUUUAUAGUACAU
Molecule: messenger RNA, 1341 nt
Organism: Amaranthus tricolor (Joseph's coat)
Lineage: Eukaryota; Viridiplantae; Streptophyta; Magnoliopsida; Caryophyllales; Amaranthaceae
Product: copper chaperone for superoxide dismutase, chloroplastic/cytosolic
Exons: 6
Coding region: 50-1021 (323 amino acids)
Biological process (GO): removal of superoxide radicals
Molecular function (GO): copper ion binding; superoxide dismutase activity
Source: RefSeq, a predicted model, not a curated record